AUGUAUGCACAACUUCCCAUUCUGCCUUUCAAGAGAGCGGGUUACGUAUUAAUGAUGGCUCGUUCAAAGGAAGACAAUACUAUAACCCUCGUUGCCUCAGCUGUCAUUGUCUUUGUCGCUGGGAUAAUCAUACACGCAUUUGUCAUUUUUGGGAACAUCGUUGACUGGAUGAGAGGAAGACCACUAGCUUCUACUGACCAGAUUAUCACCUCCCUCGAGAUAUCAAGGGCCAUCUUCCUGUUAUCCUGCUUGUUUGAUGCCGUUUGGAACUUUUUAGUAAAAAGGGCGAUAGCAGUUAGAAUUCUCUUUCAGUUUGUCCGGGUUACUUCCAACUACUCCUGUGUGUGGUUUUUGACUCUGCUCUCCGUAGUCUUCUGCUUGAAGAUUUCCAUCUUCCACAAUGUUUUCUUUCAAUGUCUGAGGAGCGUCAUAUCUCCAAGAGUCACCCAUCUGAUUGUCGGUUCCGUGUUGAUAUCAGCCCUUGAGGCCUCGGUGAAUAUCUAUAUUGCUAACUUUGAAUUGGCAAAAAAUGAGACUGUUGAUUUUACACUCGAUUUCACCCAUCUGAACGUUCAGCUUUUCUUGCUAUGGAAUAUGACGCCAUUCCUAAUCUACCUCAUGGCAGCUGUCCCUCUGAUUGCCUAUCUCUGUCUCCAUGUCAGGAGAAUGAAACGUGAAACCAAGACAACUCACCUGGAUUCCUACUACAAGGCUAUAUGGUUUACCACCGUCUCUUUCUUCAGCUGUGUAAUCCACAUUUCUGUAAAUGUUAAUCCGGCCAAUUUUGCUUCCGUCAUUGACGUGGCUUGGCUUUAUGUUGUUGUGAAUAUUCUUCCCAUUUUUCAUUCUAUUUUCCUGAUCUUUGCUGUUAACAAACUUCAUAAACAGUUGUCCUGGAUUCUUCAACAAGGGACCAAACGUUGCUCUGUUAUUAGAGGUUCUGGGACCCGUUGUGACAAUCAUUGA
Molecule: messenger RNA, 966 nt
Organism: Nanorana parkeri
Lineage: Eukaryota; Metazoa; Chordata; Amphibia; Anura; Dicroglossidae
Product: taste receptor type 2 member 19-like
Exons: 1
Coding region: 1-966 (321 amino acids)
Biological process (GO): detection of chemical stimulus involved in sensory perception of bitter taste; sensory perception of taste; G protein-coupled receptor signaling pathway
Cellular component (GO): membrane
Molecular function (GO): bitter taste receptor activity; G protein-coupled receptor activity
Source: RefSeq, a predicted model, not a curated record